UUCUCUUUCUCCCCUUACUUUCUCUCUCUUCAAUUGUGUAUCUGUUCUGUUCUGAGGAUUCUCUCUCUUCCAUUCAUUCAUCAGCAUCCCUUUAAAUAGUUUCUCUAUUCAAAACCAUAUCUUCCAUCCAAAAAUAUUAUCUUUUAAAGGAUAUUCAGGCCGUGCUUCUCGCCCUUCUUUCUUCCUCACACAAAAAAUCUUCUUUUUUCUGAUUUUUUUGGCAUAACCCUGAAAUCUAGAGACCCGCCGCAAAAAAAAAUCCAUACCCAGAAUUUUCUCCCUGAAAAAUCUUGUGGGGUUUAUCUGUUUUAUGUAGUUGUUGUUCUCUUUGAUUCCACCUUCACAGACUGAACUUUUUUUUUUUAUACUAAAAUAUUAAAAAUAUAAAUAUAUAAAACUGUAUUUCUUGGGUGUUUUGGAGGAUCUUCUGUGUUUUGUCUGUUCAGUGAAUUGUGUUAAAGGGAUUUUGAGGAUUUUAAUUGAAGUUGAAAAAGCUGAGAGAUUCUAGUUUAAGUACUGUUGGCAUGGCUGCUCAAUUGCAAAAGUCUGCAGAUGACAUGAGGAAGAAGCUUCAUGGUGAUUCUCCAGGGGCUGAACUCAAUAAUUCCAAUACGGUUCCCUCGAAGGGUGCAAGUUCCCCAUCUGAUGCAAGAUCAUGUGUAUCAUCGAUAGGAGAUGCUUCAGGUAGCGUCAAGGAUGUUGAUGUUGAUCAUGAGUACUUGUCCACAGAUCAGGGUGUUCCUUAUUCUGCUGGUGGCUAUUAUGGCUACUACUAUCCAGGUUAUGGUGGUUUCUUUGGAGAGUCUGACAACCAAGGGUACUAUGUUGGUGCAGAUGCCAUGGAUCUUCAAUACCCUGUCAUGCAAGCAGAUAAUGGAUCUUAUGUCUAUCUCGUGCCAGGAUUUCAGACUGGCUACCCUUCAUACUUUCCUAUGGGUACAGCUGGUGUUGAAGGACAGUAUAAUGUCUACCACCCUGGAUCCAUCUUUCAACACCCAAUUGGAUCACCUGGUUAUUUACCAGCCUCUCUAUCCUAUGGAGAAUUACCACCAUCAACAUACUCAUGGGAUUCUUCCCUGACCACACAAGAUGGGUUUCUAGGACAUGGUUAUAAUGAUCUGGCUGGUAAACCAAACGGUAGAUCUAAUAUUUCUUCCCAGAGUCAUUCUGGUGGUGCUGUAUCAAAGUCUUCACCCUCAUCUAACUCGGCAGAAGUGAAGGGUUCAACACCAUUAUUGGAGGUCACAUCAACUCAUGUUAAGAGAAACCAGCCAAAACAAACAAACAAAGCACCAGUUUCAGUCCUCCAUUCACCUGUUGCCAAGUUUCCCACAUACAAUCAAGGAAAGAGUGGAUUCCUCUAUCCAAACAACUUGCUUAGUGUGAAAACCAAUACAAAGGGCUGGGUUAGUACUGAUAAAUUGAAAAACAGAAACAAGGUCAAUGAUUCACUUAAUGAGCAGAAUCAAGGUCCUAGAACAGCUAAUGCAAAAGGUGCAUUAGUGUCUGGAGGUAACUCUGUGAGAAACUUGGUCCUAGGUGGGAGUGGAAAUGUUAGCAGUAAAAUUAGGACAGAUCAAUACAACCUUCCUGAUUUUCCAACCAAAUACGACCAUGCACUUUUCUUUGUCAUCAAAUCAUACAGUGAAGAUGAUAUCCACAAGAGCAUCAAAUACAACGUUUGGGCAAGUACUCCUAAUGGGAACAAGAGGCUGGAUGGUGCAUAUCAGGAUGCACAGAAGAGAAUGGAAGAGAAAGGAUGCAAGUGCCCUGUGUUCCUUUUCUUUUCGGUCAAUGCUAGUGGUCAAUUUUGUGGAGUAGCUGAGAUGACUGGUCGGGUUGAUUUCAACAAAAGUAUGGAUUUCUGGCAACAAGAUAAAUGGAAUGGAUACUUUCCUGUGAAAUGGCACAUUAUAAAGGAUGUUCCAAAUCCUCAACUACGGCACAUAAUACUUGAGAAUAAUGAUCACAAGCCCGUCACAAAUAGUAGAGACACACAAGAGGUGAGUUUUCCCCAAGGUGUUGAAAUUCUCAACAUUUUCAAGAACUAUGUGGCAAGAACUUCCAUAUUGGAUGACUUUGAGUUUUACGAAAGCCGCCAGAAGGUCUUGCAGGAGAAGAAAACAAGGCAAUCUAUUCCCCAUACCAGUAUACAGCAUAUAGAUGAAUUAACCACAUCACUAGGGUCAGUAGAGCUAUCAUCAUCAUCAUCUGUGAAGAACAUGGAGGAUCCUAAGGUGGUUGAGAAAGUGAAGGACUGAAGAACACGUAGGCUGAUACUGUUCCUGGGGACCUGCCAUAUCAGCAUGGUGCAUUCUGGCACUGCCACGUGGGCUAUAGAGUAAGAAAAGCUAAUGAAUUCAAAUUUGAAGUACUAAACAAAAAAAGUUCUUGCUGAUGAUGCUUUAGAAAAGGAAAAAAAAAAAAGAAAAAAGAAAAGAAAAUAAAUUUUGUCGGGGAAAAUGGUGACUGCAUUCCUAAUUGUACAAAACUACAAAGGAAGAAAGUCUUGGAAGAUGAUGGACCCGGUGAUAUAGCUGUUACAUAGUGCUUUGAAAAGCACUUCUCAUUUACUCUUUUUAUCUUUGUUUGCACAUAAUAAGCUCAGUUUGGUUCUUCUUUGUUCUUGGUAUUUUCACAUUUUAUUCCUUGCAGUUGUAGUUACCGAUUUUAAUAACAUAACAAAUGCCACGAUUGGGACA
Vigna radiata var. radiata (mung bean) is the source of this 2702-nucleotide messenger RNA. RefSeq lists its product as uncharacterized. NCBI's taxonomy places the organism in Eukaryota, Viridiplantae, Streptophyta, Magnoliopsida, Fabales, Fabaceae. Bases 525 to 2261 code for a protein of 578 amino acids. The transcript is spliced from 9 exons. Gene Ontology annotation, biological process: mRNA destabilization. The record is from RefSeq and is a predicted model, not a curated record. Gene Ontology annotation, molecular function: mRNA binding. Gene Ontology annotation, cellular component: cytoplasm.